Messenger RNA from Melozone crissalis (California towhee), 2172 nucleotides. RefSeq names its product cadherin related family member 5 (gene CDHR5). The record is from RefSeq and is a predicted model, not a curated record. Bases 1 to 2172 code for a protein of 723 amino acids. The transcript is spliced from 16 exons. Gene Ontology annotation, biological process: adherens junction organization; cell-cell junction assembly; cell morphogenesis. Gene Ontology annotation, molecular function: calcium ion binding; cadherin binding. Lineage: Eukaryota; Metazoa; Chordata; Aves; Passeriformes; Passerellidae. Gene Ontology annotation, cellular component: catenin complex; membrane; adherens junction.
AUGGCUAUUCCUCACUGGCUUCUCAUGUCUGCACUCUUCCUGCUGCCCCUCUUGGCACGGAUUUUGGCACAGGAGCCAGGAUGUUCUGUCAGUAACAGCAACCCCAGUGUUCCUGAAAAUAAGUGUCCUCUUGUGGUGGCUACCAUCCACGUGCAGCCAGGUUUCACCCUAACAAUUGAUCCCAGUUACCCUGAUGGCCAAUUCUUCACCAUUGAGGGUUCUGAGCUGCAGCUGACAAAGUGUGUGGACUAUGAGGAAGACCCCCUGCUGCUGCUGUCUCUGACCUGCCAGGACCCUGCUGGUCAGAGCGAUUCCUUGCAAAUCCUAGUCACCAUUCUGAACGAGAACGACAACUCCCCCGUGUUUCCACAGCCAAACGUCACCAGGCAAAUCCCAGAGGAUGCAGAAGUGGACACAGUCAUUGUAGCCCGUGAAGAAGUAACUGCUGCUGAUGCUGACCUGGACACCAUCUACUAUGAACUCACCACUACAGUGCAGAACACAGACGGUUAUUUUGCCAUAAGAGGAGUUAAUAACCCGGAAAUUUAUUUACAAACAGCAUUGGACUAUGACAAAUUUAAUUCGACAACAUUGCUCUUGUAUGCGAGGGACAGGCCCGUGACCAGCCCUGAGCCCAACGGAACCAACACGGCCACUGCAACAAUAACCAUCACCAUCAAGCAGAGUGACACCCGGGCACCCUGGUUCCUGCCCUGCACCCAGCUCCACAACGACAGCAGCGUCUGCAUCAGCAGCCCCUACUCUGGCAGGGUCAACAUCUCCGAGAUGUCGACAGACCCGCUCGUCCUGGAGCCAGGACCCAUCUAUGCUGUCGACCCUGACUACACCAUCAGUGACAGGAUCAUGUACAGGAUUGUUGGGGGGAAUACAAAUGAAGUGUUCUCAGUGGAUGCAGACACAGGGAAUCUAACCAUGAACAAAAUAGUGACUUCCCCAGAUUCCUUUCUGUUGCAAGUUAUGGCCACCCAGGUCAGCAAUGUAAGGAAAUACUCUGUAGCCACUGUGGAGAUCAAGGUCAUCACUAAAAGCAACUUUCCACCCUACUUUGAGAAGGGGGUCUACAACGGGACAGUGUUUGUUGGGCUGCCCCAAAGAAGCUUCGUCUACCAAGCUGGAGAUCCUUCCACCCCCCUGGUGAUAACAGCAAUGGAUCAGGAUUUCCCUGAUAAAGUCAACCCCAACAUCGAGUACUAUCUCAAAAACAGCACCGAUUUCAUCGCUACCAGGGAUGGGCUCAUCCUGACCAACAAGGUGCUGGAGUCCCCAGGAACUGUGACCAUCCAGGCUGUUGGAAAAGAUGUGUUGAGCCUGCAGGAGGCAAGCACCAUAAUUGUGGUGGAGGUCAUCCUUGCCACAGCUGUAACCCCCUCUGACAAGAUGUACUCUGCUCAGGACAUGGCCAUCUUAGGGGGCACAUUAGCAGCCCUGCUGUUAAUUGCCUUGGUCUUCCUUGGAGUGCUGAUAUGGAAAUCCAGUAGAUGGCACAGAAAACCUUUCAAAUACCUGGUGAAGGAAAAGCCUUCCAAGGACAUCCCUGAGGGUCACCAGAACAACUAUUACCAGGAAGAUGAACAGCCAUAUGUGAGCACUAAGCAGCGUGAGACAUCAGAAAGCAGCAGUGUCCAGACAGAGAGUCCUGUGCCAGAGCUGCCAGCACUUGCCUCACACUUCUCCAGUGCAGAGGAAACAGAGAGUCUCCCAAAGGGCUCCAUAGCUUCCACUGUCAUCUUUGAAGAGGAAGAGGAAGAGGAAGAAAAAGAAGAAGAGGCUGGACAGGAGAAAGAAGUGAAGUCAAUCCUCAAAACAGACAGGCAUGUGGCAGAUGAUGGCUACAAAGCUGUGUGGUUUAAGACUGAUGUGGACCCCGAGGCUGGAGAGAGGGUUGAAGUGAUUGAGGACAAUGCAGCAGAUGAUGAUAAUGAUGAUGAUGACAGUGACCAAGGUGUGCAGAACAAUGAGGAGGAAGAAGGUUCUGGCAUAGAUGGUCACCACCAAGGGCUGGGAGUGUCCUUUUCCUCAGAGAACUCGUCACUCCCAGCAGCAGAGGUGACAGGUGAGGAAGCCAAGGCUGGCGAGGAGGAGGAUGAGGAGGUGUGGGAGGAUGGAGACAGCGGCCACCAAAGGCUGGGGAAGGCCCAGCUCCAGGCAUAG